AUGGAAGCGAUGAACGAUAUUGACGAAGUGGCUUCCGCGUUCUCCUCUGAUCCCGAGCAAGAAAGACCAACACCGGGUUGGAAUACGGGCUUUGGCUCACAUUUCGCCUUCUGGAGCAGAGACACCCUGGUCAGCUGUGUGUGCGGAGCAUCUCCUGACACAUACUGCACAUGUCUUCCAAUUUCGCUGGAUUUCGUCCCCGAGGGCGAUUAUUCCCACCAGCCGCCAACGCAUCAAGAUCGUGGAGACUUGAUCAACCCCGAGUCCACCUUCUCUAUGACCGAGCCACAGAUUCGGGACGACUCGAGACCAGCUGUGCCCACCAGGAAAGAGCGUCGAAGGCAACAAAACAGGGCCGCACAGGUCCGACACCGAGACAAGCGAAACCGCUUCCUCCAUGAAACGAUGCGCAAUGUUGAGGCGAUGAAUGAGGAGUUGAAGCAGACACGGGCGCAGCGUGAUUAUUUCAGACUGCUGUAUGAGGACCUCGAGACGCAGAUGAUGGAGAUGAAGAGUCACUCGAGCUCCCGAGUACAAAGUAGUUCUCCCAGACAGAAUUGA
This is a messenger RNA of Cladophialophora carrionii CBS 160.54, 561 nucleotides long. RefSeq lists its product as uncharacterized. The coding region runs from base 1 to 561 and encodes 186 amino acids. The transcript is spliced from 2 exons. NCBI's taxonomy places the organism in Eukaryota, Fungi, Ascomycota, Eurotiomycetes, Chaetothyriales, Herpotrichiellaceae. The record is from RefSeq and is a predicted model, not a curated record. Gene Ontology annotation, biological process: regulation of DNA-templated transcription. Gene Ontology annotation, molecular function: DNA-binding transcription factor activity.